AUGGGAAUUUUGAAUACUGUGGAGACAGACAGUACGAAAAAGGCUCAGAUUCUUCCAAUUCCACUAUCAACGCACCAAAUAGACACCACAUCAACCUCUUCAUCAGGGACUUCUCUCUCUAAUAAUACAAUUCUUCCAAUUCCACUAUCAACGCACCAAAUAGACACCACAUCAACUUCUUCAUCAGGGACUUCUCUCUCUAAUAAUACAAUUCUUCCAAUUCCAACAUCAUUCCACCGAAUUGACACCACAUCGACCCCUUUGUCAGGGACUUCUCUCUCUAAUAAUUCAAUUCUUCCAAUUCCACUAUCAAUGAACCAAAUAGACACAUCAACCUCUUCAUCAGGGACUUCUCUCUCUAAUAAUACAAUUCUUCCAAUUCCACUAUCAACGCACCAAAUAGACACCACAUCAACCUCUUCAUCAGGGACUUCUCUCUCUAAUAAUACAAUUUUUCCAAUUCCACUAUCAACACACCAAAUAGACACCAGAUCAACCUCUUCAUCAGGGACUUCUCUCUCUAAUAAUACAAUUCUUCCAAUUCCACUAUCAACGCACCAAAUAGACACAUCAGCCUCUUCAUCAGGGACUUCUCUCUCUAAUAAUACAAUUCUUCCAAUUCCAUCAACGCACCCAAUGGACACCACAUCGACCUCUAAUAAUACAAUUCUUCCAAUUCCACUAUCAACGCACCAAAUAGACACCACAUCAACCCCUUCGUCAGGGACUUCUCUCUCUAAUAAUUCAAUUCUUCCAAUUCCACUACCAACGCACCAAAUAGACACCACAUCAACCUCUUCAUCAGGGACUUCUCUCUCUAAUAAUACAAUUCUUCCAAUUCCACUAUCAACGCACCAAAUAGACACCACAUCAACCUCUUCAUCAGGGACUUCUCUCUCUAAUAAUACAAUUCUUCUAAUUCCACUGUCAACGCACCAAAUAGACACCACAUCAACCUCUAAUAAUACAAUUCUUCCAAUUCCACUAUCAACGCACCAAAUAGACACCACAUCAACCUCUUCAUCAGGGACUUCUCUCUCUAAUAAUACAAUUCUUCUAAUUCCACUGUCAACGCACCAAAUAGACACCACAUCAACCUCUAAUAAUACAAUUCUUCCAAUUCCACUAUCAACGCACCAAAUAGACACCACAUCAACCCCUUCGUCAGGGACUUCUCUCUCUAAUAAUUCAAUUCUUCGAAUUCCACUACGAACGCACCAAAUAGACACCACAUCAACCUCUUCAUCAGGGACUUCUCUCUCUAAUAAUACAAUUCUUCCAAUUCCACUAUCAACGCACCAAAUAGACACCACAUCAACCUCUUCAUCAGGGACUUCUCUCUCUAAUAAUACAAUUCUUCCAAUUCCACUAUCAACGCACCAAAUAGACACCACAUCAACUUCUUCAUCAGGGACUUCUCUCUCUAAUAAUACAGUAUGUAUCUGUCUAUAA
Molecule: messenger RNA, 1452 nt
Organism: Ctenocephalides felis (cat flea)
Lineage: Eukaryota; Metazoa; Arthropoda; Insecta; Siphonaptera; Pulicidae
Product: serine-rich adhesin for platelets-like
Exons: 19
Coding region: 1-1452 (483 amino acids)
Source: RefSeq, a predicted model, not a curated record